Nilaparvata lugens (brown planthopper) is the source of this 4929-nucleotide messenger RNA. Its product is annotated as mitogen-activated protein kinase 1. Gene Ontology annotation, biological process: intracellular signal transduction; protein phosphorylation. Lineage: Eukaryota; Metazoa; Arthropoda; Insecta; Hemiptera; Delphacidae. Gene Ontology annotation, molecular function: MAP kinase activity; ATP binding. The record is from RefSeq and is a predicted model, not a curated record. Gene Ontology annotation, cellular component: nucleus; cytoplasm.
CAAUAGAUUUGAUCUCGACAUCUGUGCUGAGGUUCGGUUUUGUGAUUACAAAGACAGUUUUGCGAAAAUGGCCGCUGAAGGCGCAGAAUUCAGCGUUAAUGCUAACGCUGAAGUAGUGAGAGGACAACAAUUUGAAGUUGGGCCGAGAUAUGCAAAUUUGGCGUACAUUGGAGAAGGAGCCUAUGGAAUGGUCGUAUCGGCUCAUGACAAUGUCACUAAAACAAAAGUUGCCAUCAAGAAGAUUUCGCCGUUCGAGCAUCAGACAUACUGCCAGAGGACACUCCGUGAGAUCAAAAUUCUCACCAGGUUCAAACAUGAAAAUAUCAUAGACAUUCGUGACAUUCUUAGAGCUGUAACCAUUGAUCAGAUGAAGGACGUCUACAUUGUACAGUGCUUGAUGGAAACAGACCUCUACAAAUUAUUAAAAACUCAGGUAUGUUAUUAUUUAUUAUUGGAAAAUCCCUCUUUUUCUUAUAAUAUAAUGCAUCAAGAGUUUCAAAUAGAUAAAAAUAGUAUAUUAGAAACUUUCUUAUUGAAAAUUUGUGACUUUGGGUUAGCGAGGGUAGCAGACCCGGAUCAUGAUCACACAGGCUUUCUGACAGAGUACGUUGCAACACGAUGGUACAGAGCACCUGAAAUCAUGCUCAACUCCAAGGGGUAUACGAAGUCGAUUGACAUGUGGUCGGUGGGCUGCAUUCUGGCUGAGAUGAUCUCGAACAGGCCGAUCUUCCCCGGCAAGCACUACCUCGACCAACUCAACCACAUCCUCGGCGUGCUAGGCUCGCCCUCCGCCGAAGACCUUGAAUGCAUCAUCAACGAAAAGGCAAGGAGCUACUUGCAGUCUCUGCCAUACAGACCGAAGGUGCCCUGGACUAAGCUGUACCCGAACGCAGACGCAAAGGCACUCGACCUGUUGGACAAGAUGCUCACGUUCAACCCACACAAGCGCAUCGAGGUCGAGGACGCUCUCGCUCAUCCCUAUCUCGAGCAGUAUUACGAUCCAGCUGAUGAGCCUGUAGCCGAAGAGCCGUUCCGAUUCUCAAUGGAACUAGAUGAUCUUCCCAAAGAAACUUUGAAGCAGUUUAUCUUCGAAGAAACAGCCAUGUUCAAGCAGCGUGACCCAAACAUCUAGUGUGACACUGUUCUGAUAGAUGGAGGAUCCUACCAUUGCUGCAUUGUCUUUCUAUUUUUGACAUUGACCUUCUCAAUAUCGUUGUUGUUCAAAUCUGUGUCUCUUGUGUAGAAUAACUUAUGGCAAUGAUCAUCGUUGCUGUUGAAUACUUUUCACCAUCAUUGUUCUAAUAACAACAUAUUAGUAUCUUCUUUGAAGUAAUCACGUCAAACUUAAUUACUGAACUCCAUUUUAGAUGUGUUAAGAAAUGCUGAUGAAUUAAACUUUAACAGUAUUGUCAAGUUUAAUUCAAGGUUUAGUCAACGUUAAAAGUUUGAGUCAAAGUUUAAUCUUCAAGUACAUUGCAUUAUAUUCAAGACGAGAAGGGAAUAUACAAUUUGAAUUCAACUAAAUAUAAUUGAAAUAAUAUAUUAGAUGUAUCCAGUCUUCAUGUGAUUUCGAAAUGGCCUAAUAUGUAACACUACAGGUUAUGUAAUCGUUAUAAUAUUCUGUUUCAAUCAAGACAAACUUUUAUACUUGGUUAAUGAAAUUUUUUCAAUUGGAUAUUGUACGUCUAUUAUUUGUUUACUUGAACGCACAUUAGUUUAGUUGCAGUUUGGGGAGGAAGUUGACUUCGUUAUGUAUUAUAAAGUGUUUCAAUGUAAAUAUUUUCAUAAUUAGUGGUAAUAAUGUAGUAGAGAUGUACCUUGAAGUAGUGAUUACCUGGUAAAGAUCUGGGUAAAUUGAAAAAGACAAUUUGAGUGAUCAAAAUAGUUCGGUAAAUGUUCUUUAGAUGUCUCAGAACUUUCUACCUAAUAGACAAUAUCAUUGGAGUGGGGGACAGAUUUGAUGAAAGUUCUAACACAAGAUCUAAAUACACUUUUGAAUAAAAAUGUGUUGAUAUUUUUCUAUAUCAGAAUAGAAUAUCUGUUUUUCCUAAUUUGAUAUUAUAUUUUGCAAGAUCCAAAUCCAAAUCUCACUAAGGUGCUCAAAUUCAGAUAACGCAUAGGUAAUUGGAUAUCAGAAUUCAGUUUAUGAUAUAAUAUUGUUCUUUCUUCAGCCCUUGUUUGGCCAAUUAAUCGAUUUCUUUCCAUCUAGAUACUCCUCAAUUAUAAGAGCAACAAACAGAUUGUCCGACAAGAUUUUUCUGUUUAAAUAGUGAGGGAUUAAUUUCAAAAGUGAUAUGAUAUAAAUCGUUAUGAAUUUAACCUUUAGGAAAUAUGAACAAUGAUUGAUUACAAUAAAAUGAUAGCUGCUACCUAUCUUCCUUUCUAAAAAUGUUUGGGUUACAUCUCUGCUCACAUUGUUCGAUAUCAGAGUUUUCCAUUUUCAUGUAUGAUAAUCUAAUUGUAAUUUUGAGCUUUUAUUAUCAUCAUCGAUAUAACACUGAUUAUUAUCAUAGUUCUAUUUAUAUUAUAUGAUUAGAGUUAUUAUAUAUUCCAUACAUUCGGUAAUAGUACACACAAACCAGAGCACAUAAAUCUUGUUGAAAUAAUUAUAAAACUCAAUGUAUAUAUUGAUGUACAUAAUUAUAUUUCUUUAUUUCUAUCGUUAUUACUAUGACUUUUAAAUGUUAAGCUUCAAGUCUUAUAGUCGAGAUGGUAUUACUGAAUAAAUUGCUGAUUAGAAGAUACUCUUUAGAAUAUAUUUACUAUUCAUUCUUAAACUAGUUGUAUUAUAAAAUAAUAUGAAGUGCGUUUAAAGAAGGUUAUUGGAUUGAAUUAUUGAAUAACAGCAAUUAUUUAAAAUGAAUAUACUUUGACCUACCUAUAAAAUUUAGAGGGGACAUUAGACAUCGUUGUUUUGAAUCUAUUCAUCACCAAUAACUAAUAUCAAGUGGAACGUGUUUUGAGUGUUAAUUACUAUAGAAAUGUACGUAUACUUUAGUAGCAACGUCUAUUUUAAUAAAUGUAUCGUCCAGCUAAUGUGUUUGAUCAUCAAAAUGAGGCUGUGCGAUGAUAAUUUAGAAGAUAAAAAUGUACGAAUAAUGGUUUUAAAAUUGAAAACGUGUUUCUAUUUUCAUUUAAUUAUUGUCGACUGAUACUCUGCAAUUAAGAAGUAGUCGGUGUUUUAUAUAUGUAUCCAAUACAUGUACCCUGAUUUUUGAUAUAGGUAGGCCUGAUAUAGCAAAUUAAAUUCUUUAUAAUUUUCAUUCCCAUCUAAUCAACAAUUAUUAGGUACUCUAUGUCAAUCAGCAUUUUAGAUUCAGACUAGAAGUGAAACUGACUCAUCACAAAUCGACUGCAUCUUGUUUCAAAUUAAGCACUCAGGAAUAAAUAGAUUGAAGUUGACUCAUCACAAUACUACACUAUGAGCAUUGGAAUGCGAGAUUUAAAUAAUAAUUGAUUGAGCUAAUUCACACUAUAGACUUCUUUUGACCUUUGUAAGUGAAAGUUUCAUCAUUUAAAAAUGAAUCAUCAACGUGUUCUCUCUCAGCCGUUUAUACAUUCUUCAAUGUAUUUAAUCUACUACAGUUAUGCUGCUUUUUAAAAAUGUUUUACCGGUACUCUUACUCUCUCUUUAAUUUGAUGGAUCCGUUUUUGCGGCUUACAUCAAAUAAAAGCCGCCAAAUAAUCUGAUUCACAUGACUUGUUAAACACAGCAAGUGUAAUCUGUAGGUUGGUUGUUUUAUCAAACCCGAUUCGUCUAAUCUAAACUUGAGUUUUAUGUAAUUGAAUUCAAACUUUUCCUCAGCGUUGUCUAAUUCUACUAUCAAUAUGGAUUAUUGUAGUUGCAUUGAUAUAUUGAUGUCGAUUAACUAAAAAUUUAUCAUUGUCUAUCUAUAAAUGUUCGAAUAACAGUGUUUAGUCACUUCAGUUUGUUGACGAGCUGGUAAACGAAAUUACUCAUAGUGGUGUGAAACUCACAUCUCCAAGUUAAGCAAACGAUUUUUUUAAGCACGCCUGUACAAUCAGUCAAUUGCAAACCAUGUAUUUGAAGCAUCCAUGUUGGCAUAUAGGAAAGCUUUAACUUACAAAUAAUGCUGAUCAUUAUUCUCAGCUAUUGCUUUCCUGGCCAACCUGGUUGUAUGGUAUAGUACAUAAAUAAAUAAAUAACAAUUUCAAUUCACAUUUGAAUGUAGAUGUGAUCUCAAUUUGAAUGUAGGUCAUUGUACUCGACUUACAUGGCUUUUCUCAUUGAUAGUUCGAAUUGUAUUUUCAACACUUGUCUUACUCCAUAAGGCACCUUAAAAUACAGUUGUAAAUUUUUAAAAAAUAACAUAUUUUCAUUUUUUUCAAUAUCUCGGUGUUCAAUUGGAUAAAUUGAUAAGAUGGUAAUGUAUUAACAAUUUUAAAAAUAGGUAAUUCAAGUGUGAGUAUAGUAAAGUUGUAGUUAUUUUGUACAUGUCACAUUACUAUUUAAUUGUUGAAUAUUUAUUGUUAUGAAAAAAUAUUAAUUAAAUUAAUCAGGUCUCAGAAGAGGCUGUGAUGAAGGAAAUUACCAAUGUUGAUACUAAUUUUUCAGUGUUUGUUUGACUACAAUUCAAUUAAAGGUAUUUAUUGAAACAUCUAAUGACAGUGGAGUGGAGCAUCACAUUACUUAGCAAUAUUAUUCAUUCUGGUACUCUUCGAAAUAAUUAUUAUGUUUUUUUUCUUUAAAUCAAAUAGAUUUGAAAGAUUUUUUUUGUAAAAAAAGCUAAUGCUAAAACAAUAUUAAUUAUUGUUUUUGUGUCGUUGAACCAGCUCCUAUAUUAUGUGUUUCAAUAUUAUACUAGGAUACAAAUUUCAAGAACUGUGGUAUAUAGAAGCAAGAUUUAAAUAAUACCUGUUUUAUACUCGUAAUCAAUUUUAAUAAAAUUACUCUUAAUUGAUCCAAAA